Messenger RNA from Paramecium octaurelia, 220 nucleotides. Lineage: Eukaryota; Ciliophora; Oligohymenophorea; Peniculida; Parameciidae. The record is from the annotation of a GenBank genome assembly.
AUGAUGAUAACUAGCACUAUAGUAGAAUGGUAGUAUUGCAUUUUAUUGGGAGUGCUAUCAGUGAUUUGGCACAUGGUUAUGGUUUAUGCAAGAAAGGUAAACGAGUAUAAUUUAUAUCUAGUUACUUAAAUUUUCAUCCGUUUUGGUGUAUGGAAUUGCUGCAAGAUUUGGCAUCUACACUGCAUUUUAUAUAUUAUUUUUGAACAUCAAAAUAGGUUGA